ACAAAAAGUCGUCGCGAUCCCACGAGUCCAAACCGUAGAAUACGGAGCAGAAGCAGCCUCCAUAAACACCCCCCUCUCCCUCAGCUCCAGCAGACGCCGUCCCAGGAAGCAAUUGCGGAAUCUGCGCCGAAGUUCAGCCAGGCCAAGAGGAAGGGGCGGAGCCAUGGGCAACUCCGGCAGCACAGCUCCUGCACCGCUAGGAAAGACCCAUGUUCCAGAUUUAGAAUGGAAGGUUCAUGACUUCUCAGCGCUAGUUGAGACGAAAGCUAUCUCGGCAUUAUCUCCUCCUUUUCACUGCUCUGGGUACAAGUGGUUCCUGCAAGUGAACCCUAAGCACAAACAAGAUGAUAAAGGAAAUCAAUAUGUUGCUCUUUCUCUCGGGAUAUCCCCUGUAUGCUUGGAGCUAGGUCACACAGUGCAUGCAGAGUUUGAGUUGUCAAUAUUCAAGCAUUCAAAAGGAAUGUAUUGUGGAUCCAAAGCUAACUACAACUUCGAUGUCAAGAAUACCUACUCAAACAAGGAAUGCUUGAUUCCUCUUGAGGAGCUACUGAAAUCAUCUACUUUUCUAGUUGAUGAUAGCUGUGUCUUUGGUGCGAAGAUAUUAAAAAUUGAUGUCUCUUCUCCUGAAAAGAAGGUUGUCGUGGUUCAGAAGAAGGCUACCACAGUUCAGAACCUCUUUGUCCAGAAGAAGGGAUUCAUCAAAGGGACAUACACUUGGACCAUGGACAAUUUCCUAGAGUUGGACUCUCAGCGUCCUGUCCGUUCUCCUACGUUUGAAGUUGGCGGACAAAAAUGGUACAUCGGCAUGCAUCCGCGUGGUAACAGGAGCAGCACUGAUUGCCUCACCUUGGGCUUGUACCUGGAUUCUUCGGAUGAGCUCUUUAUCGAGUCUAGGAAGGUGGUUCAAAUCAGUCUGUCUAUCCUGGACCAAAAGAAUGGGAAAUACUUCACUAAAACUACAGGUCUCUUGGUGUAUACAUGUCCAGAAGGCUGGGUAUUGUCCAACUUCUUGCCACUCAAGGAACUCAAUGAUAUGUCCAGAGGCUAUCUUAUAGAAUCAAAGUGCGUCCUCAAGGCAGAUCUCACUAUCUUUGGAUCAUCCAUUGACGGCUAGAUCUUUUCCCUGUGGCUUAAUGGAGAGUUAAUGCGCCUUCAUCCUACUACUAGUUAGAGUUAUACAUAUGAGAUAGUGUUGCUGAUUUGUUUGAUGUUCUUAUAUGGUACUUAUUAAAGAUGAACUAGUUCACACGAAGUUGAGAAAUGAUUUCUAUGUAUAUUACCUUUAAUUUUAUUUUUUGAGGAAUC
This is a messenger RNA of Triticum aestivum (bread wheat), 1305 nucleotides long. RefSeq lists its product as uncharacterized. Bases 164 to 1114 code for a protein of 316 amino acids. Gene Ontology annotation, molecular function: protein binding. The record is from RefSeq and is a predicted model, not a curated record. NCBI's taxonomy places the organism in Eukaryota, Viridiplantae, Streptophyta, Magnoliopsida, Poales, Poaceae. The transcript is spliced from 7 exons.